AUGAACGAAUGGUUUCAAUUUCAAGUUUUUAAUAUGAAAAGCGAAAUUGGAAUCAAUAGAAAUAUCACACACAGGGCUUUAUGGGACCGUAUGGCAGACCUGGAAGAAAAUAAAAAAAGCAUUAAAGAAAACUGGUACCGUAAUACACCGGUAGACAACAUCAGCAACAUGGCCUUGGCCGCAGAUGAUGAGGAAAUUGAUAGAAUUAUUAAGUUGUCUGGUUAUGAGGGUAACCUUGAUCCCAAGACUGAGGAAGAAUUAGUUCGUUAUUUUGGUGAUUUUCGAAAUUCUAAGGGUUUUGACAUUGAGAAUGAUGGUCCUUGGGUCGAACGGUGGAUGCACCCUGUUGAUCAUCUCCGGGGUCCGGAGGCUGCAACCAUUGAAAGGUGUGCUCGUAUUGCUGUUCAUCGUUACAAUAAGGGCAAGAAAAUUCUCAAGUUUGACAGGAUUGUCAAGGCAACUCUGGCUAUAGAAUGUCUUCGUGUUUACUUCAUAACCUUGGAGGCUAAAGAGGAAUCUAAAAAUGAGACAACAACUUACCAGGCCAGGGUAAAUUAUUAUAGUCAUAGGUAUCCUGAUGGUACAGGAUUUCGUGAAGGCUUUGAUGUGCAGAUUUUUAGGCCAAAAAAGCCACAACUAGAAGUUAAUAAAGUCAAGGAUCUUUUGGCCAUUUCGUUUUAUGAUGCUUCUGAUUUUCAGUUAUCCAAUCCUUCUAGCUAUCGAUGA
Dovyalis caffra is the source of this 726-nucleotide messenger RNA. NCBI's taxonomy places the organism in Eukaryota, Viridiplantae, Streptophyta, Magnoliopsida, Malpighiales, Salicaceae. The record is from the annotation of a GenBank genome assembly.